This is a messenger RNA of Pedinophyceae sp. YPF-701, 579 nucleotides long. NCBI's taxonomy places the organism in Eukaryota, Viridiplantae, Chlorophyta, Pedinophyceae. The record is from the annotation of a GenBank genome assembly.
AUGGGUGUCGUUCACGUCGAGUCUCUCUUCGAGGGAAGCCGGCUAAAGGACCUCAACGGGGAGGUGAUUCCGGGCGAGGAGGUAGCGGCGAGCGAUAUCUACAAGGACGCGCCCACCGUCGUGGUCGUCAUCCGUCGCCCGGGAUGCGUGGCGUGCCGCGACACGGCGCAGAAACUGUGGGCGCGGAAGUCGGAUUUCGACGACCUGGGCGUGCAGAUGGUGGCGGUGGUGCACCAAGGCUUCCCGGGCGAAAUCAAGCGCUUCAAGGCCGGGUACUGGCCCGGCAGCGUGUUCCUCGACAGCGAAAAGAAGUUCUACGAGACCGUGGGCGAGGGCAAGGUGCGCGUAGGCAGUCUCCGCUGGCUCCUGAACCCGUUCAGCCGGGCGUGGCGCAACAUCCGCGCGGCGAUCCGCGGCGGCGUGUCCGGGAACUUCGCCGGCGACGGCACCACGCUCGGGGGCCUCCUGGUGCUCGCGGCGGGCGGGGGUAUUGAGUACGCGUUCCAGGAGACUGACUUUGGUGACGCGGCGCCCGUGGAGGACGUGCUCGCUGCCGCGAAGCGCGCCGCCGGCAAGUAG